AUGAUGCGUGACUCGCAUGACAUACUUGACCUGACGUUCAUCAGCAUAAUUACACCCCUGUCGAAUGAAAAAGUGAAAAAGUACUUGGUCUUCCGAUGCCUGUCUCGCAUAUGCGUAUCGUUAAGUAGCGCCUUCUCCCUAAAUGCAAAAAUAUACAUGUAUAAGAAUAAUAGUGAUAAUUUAUUGCUGACCCAAGUGUUAAUAUACAACGAGAUUCUCGUCAAGGUAUUGAAAAUAUGUUGGCUGUACAAGCUGAGAUCGUUUGUUGAUAGUAAUAUAAAAAAGUGUAGACUUUUGUCGACUGUCUUUUACGUUAUUGGCAUAUACUUGGACUUAGUGUCUACUCUGGACUUUUUAAAAAAUUCCUUUUUUUUCCCUUGCUCCUUGUAUGUCCUUUCUUCCACACUUAAGAGCUUAAGCAUCAUGACUUAUGCAUCCAUUCGGUCUGCCACUUACCUUCGUCUGUGUGAAAUUUUGAACAAGCAAAACGAGAGUAUCCCCUCGGUGCUUGACAAUAGUAAUAGCACAAGCAGAGUGAACUCCACAAAUGAUCACUUAAUUACUGAGGAACAAAAUCGGGAACGUACAGAUGGGGUAAAGUCCAAGGAGGAAAAUGUGGCAAUACGCUUGGGGGAAGAUACACAUGUACCUAUUUUUGGUGCAGAGCAGGGAGAUAACACCCCUCGGGUGAGUUUAUCAAAUGGGACACCCCACAGUGAAGGUGGCAACUAUUGCAGCAGUCGAGCUAAUAACCUUGUGAACACCGUGAAGAAGACGUACUUCGUUGGGGAAGUCAGCGUGCUCACCGAUUUACUGGCUUCCCUCGUGGACCUCCUCACCGUUGUGCUUCUCGCAUGGACGACCAAGUACAUAAAGAAGAAAAUUUAUUUUUACUUCCUCCUGUCCUCUCUGCAUUUGUUUUUUUCCUACAAGGAGUUGCAGUGCUUGUUGAAGUAA
This is a messenger RNA of Plasmodium cynomolgi strain B, 957 nucleotides long. RefSeq lists its product as hypothetical. The record is from RefSeq and is a predicted model, not a curated record. Lineage: Eukaryota; Apicomplexa; Aconoidasida; Haemosporida; Plasmodiidae. The transcript has 2 exons. Bases 1 to 957 code for a protein of 318 amino acids.